GCGUCGAGGUGACAGAGCGCAAGGUAAGCUGCUGCUGCUGCUCUCAUUCUGUUCUUCUUCUUCAUCUAAAGCUCUUUGUGAUGUCUACUGGAGUCACGAUGCAACAUAACGCACAAAAAGCCUUCAGAUAAUCACCAGAUCAGACAUGAGCCUCCAGGUUUGCGGCUGCUGCGGCUGGUCCAAGGUUACCACCUACCAUGGCCUCAGAACUCACCAGGGGAAGAUGGGAUGCACGCCGAAGGGGAUGAGGAUCCCUGAGAGUCAACAGUUUGGAAUUAACAGCUACUCUCCGAAACUGACCUUCAUCGGACCUCCAAUAAAAAUAAAUGAGCCUUACAGGGAUAUCUUCACCCCUGCUAUCAAGCCUGCAGUUGAACGGGACCUCUGGACAAGACUAUUGGAAGAACCCCUUCAAGUGGACACCAGACCAAUCAACAGCACCCCAGUCAAGAAGGAGCUUUCCUUCACGCCACUGUCGCAGACCUUCGGCAGCCACAUGAAUCCUGCGGCGACGGAGGCAAAAUCACUGUUCGAAACGCCACAGCAGUCCCAUCAAACCGCCACCAAAGCUCGCCGAGCGCUCGAGUUCCCCAGCGGUCCGCCGCAGCUGCAGCAGCUGGUCUGGGAUCUUCCAACAACUGCGGCCCAGGAAGCGGUGGUCCGACCGAAGGAGAAAGAGAGGGAGAAAGAGAGAGAGAAAGAGAGGGAGAAUGAGAGGGAGGCUCAAAAACUACUGAAGGCAAAACAAGACCGGAUGAGGGCUGAUUUACAGCAGAAAAUUCAGCUGAGAAAACAGAACAUUGCAGAAGUGAGAUCAUCUGUCAAAGCCUGCAAGGGCAUCUUGGAUGCAGAAUGGCUGGAAAUCAACGGCGUGUUCUCAGAGGUGAUGAGAGUUGUGGAAGACGCUCGGCAGGAAGCCCUCCGGCCGCUGGAGGAGAGGAGAUACAGAGUGAAGAGAGAAGAACAAGAUCUGGUUCAGAAAUUGCAAAAGGAAAUCGACAGACUCAAAAAGAGCAUCGAUGAGCUGGACGGAAACUUGCAGGUUUCUCCUCCAGCAGGCCUGGAUGAAUCUCAAGACUGGGAAAAACUUGCUGUCAGCGGUUCAUUCCUCCUCGGUUCACUCAGAAGUACAACAUCGAACAUGACGGAGCAGAUUCUCCAGACAUUGGAUAAACUCUCUUCCGUUGAACUCAAGAGGAUUCCCACAUUUGCAGUGGAUGUAAAGCUGGACCCAACCACUGCACACCAGAGCCUUCUUCUCUCCCCCGACAGGAAGAAAGUGAGAGAUGGAGGACAGACCCAGAGGCUUCCUGACGCUCCAGAGAGGUUUGACAUGUUUGGCAGCGUCCUGGGGCUCAACAGGUUGACCUUCGGGAAGUCCUACUGGGAGGUGGAGGUCAGCAACAAGACGGGAUGGGAUCUGGGCGUAGCGAGGCGCAGCGCGAACCGCAAAGGGAAACUCUCGCUGACCCCAGACAACGGAUACUGGGUUACCGUUCACUAUGGAGGUGAAAAGUACGCGGCCCUGACAGAACCGGCCACCAGCCUCCCCCUGACAGCGAAGCCUCAGAAGGUGGGGGUGUUCGUGGACCACAAGGAAGGUCUCGUGUCCUUCUACGACGUGACGGCCCAGGCCCACAUCUACUCGUUUACCGAGUGCUCGUUCGACGGCGAGAUUCUCCCGUAUUUCAGUCCGCACCUCGAACGAAAUGGGAGAAACUCUGCGCCUCUCGUCAUCUCUGAUGUGAUAAAGCACAAGUAGUUACGUGAAGCGUGGCGUUGUGUUGCUGCUGCAAUGAAAGUUGCGCCACUCGUUGCGAAAUGUACGAGUCUGUACGGUAGCUUUACUGUGACGUGAUGUUUCACGCACAGUCGGUUUAUACACUACUUAUACAAGUUUAGACUUUUUAUUUUUUAAAAUUACAUUAUCAUGAAGAUAUCAGGGUUUUUGCACUUGAAUUUCAUGUUCUAUAUAUUUUUAAGAUGUUUUACAUUGCUGGCAUUUUGCAAGAUGUAUCUGUGUAAAUGUGUAUGUCUGGGCUUGCUUAUGAAAGCUUGCUUUUUGCUCUUCGACCUGCCUGCUCGGGUGUCCUGCACUUACUUCUUUUUGAACAGCUAUGAGCUUGACAAAAGUUUUAUCAUCUUCGUGGGUUUUCAUCAGAAAUCAGAGAAAUGCUGCAACAGCUCUCUGCAUGAGCUCGUGUGUUGAAAUAGCUGGAGUCAACCUUUAGCCCCGAUUCAAGUUGCAGCGGCAAUGAUGGCUAAUCUUUUUUUGGACAUAUAUACAGAAUAUAUAAUUUUUUUUUUAAUUGUUCUUUCUCAUCUCCUUUUUAUUCUUGUUGUCUGUAGCGACUUAAUUUCCCCGGCGUGGGAUCAAUAAAGUUUGAUCUUAUCUAUCACAUCUUGUUUUCUUGCGUGAAGAAGCCUGACAGCUUCGCGCUUAAACAAAAGAGAACUUCCUCAUUUACAGAAACAGGAUUGGCCACACGAAUUUACUGGUGGUUAGGUAUACAAUGACAGGGAGGUUUGCAGAAUCUUAAUUGGCUGUCAGCCUCUUAGGCUUAAAAUGAUUGGCUGUGAUCAGAUGGUAGAGGUAGCAUAAAAAGGGAGAAAUGUUUAGGGACUUUGGACCAAACGUCCGGGCUUGUGUCGAUUCCAGACGAACGCAGCAGCGACGUUUGCAGCGCAGACGCAGCUGAUCAGAGCAGACAAGAUGAACAUCGUUCUACUGAUCGCCGCCGUGGUCGCUCUCGCCCUCGCUGACGAACACCAACCACAUCCUUGUCAGAGGAACAAUCACAUCCAUGCAUACAAAACAUUCGUUUCGAGGCACAUCCUGCAACAGUCCUUUAACAGAGGGCUGAAGUGUGAAUGGAGAAAGUACCUGCUGAAAUACGGACUGUGCAACAGAGGCCACCACACCUUCAUCGAGAGGAGGGAUCAGACACGUGUCGUGCAGAUCUGCAAUGGCUGGGGUCGGCUGUUUUAUGCUCACCGAGGCGACCUGUGCGUGAGUGACUCCCCCAUGCUGGUGUAUGACGUCACGGUCAGCAAUAAAUGGAAGUGCAAGGUUAAAAGGGUGCUGAGAAGGGUCAAGUUUGUCAUUGUGGCUUGCGACAGAAUCCACAACCAGUGCCUUCCUUCGCAUUUUGGGGGAUCCACCAACCGAAGGCCAAACAAACAUACUAGAAUCUGCAGACUUCACUAGAAUAGACCAAGGUUUGCAGGGUCAGUAGUGGAUUCAAGCUGUCAGGCUCAUUAUUGGCCUGACAUCUAAAACCUCUGUCAAGCUUUGCUCAAUGAAGCCUUUUCUUUGCUUACAUAAAACACAUUAAUAUGUGCUUUUGUUCUUGAGCUACAUUAUGAUGUUUCUGUCACAUCUUUGAGGCACGUCCUGCAACAUUUUGUAUUCAUGCACAGAGGUGGUGACUAUAAGUUACAGUUAAAGUGACAGUACAGUUCAGUUUGGAUCUAAGUGUUAACCCAGGUUCAGACACAGAUGAACAUUUUCAGCUAAAACGUCUUUACGAUCCCUACGUACGAUUGUUUCCUGAAUGCCAACUAACCUCACGGUCAAUAGGUCACUUGUCUGUGUUCAACUUGUCCUUUUGUUAGUCAAAUUCAUACAAUUGUGUAUAAUCCUCUUAGAGACAAACUAAUCUUUUUUUCAUUUUUGUAUACUUUCUCCAUUACCCGAAAUUUUGUGCAGCUGCUUUGCUUUGCAUGAUGUCAAAUAAAUGCAAUCAAUAAUC
Chelmon rostratus (copperband butterflyfish) is the source of this 3752-nucleotide messenger RNA. RefSeq names its product E3 ubiquitin-protein ligase TRIM21-like. The transcript is spliced from 14 exons. The coding region runs from base 146 to 1762 and encodes 538 amino acids. The record is from RefSeq and is a predicted model, not a curated record. NCBI's taxonomy places the organism in Eukaryota, Metazoa, Chordata, Actinopteri, Chaetodontiformes, Chaetodontidae. Gene Ontology annotation, molecular function: protein binding.